AUGUGGUGGUUUAUUAGCGCGUGCUCGAGCGCCAUCUUCCUGCUCAGCAUCGUCCUCUCAAUACCCAUCGCUUUCGACGUUGGGGGCCGCGAUGCUGGACUGGCCUACUCGCUAGCGCUCUUCCUGUUCUACUUCUUCUAUAGCAUCGCAAAACUCAUAACGCCAGAGAAGUCGCGGAUACGGUGGUUUUUUAGGAACCUGGUCGGCUUGUCACAAUGGGUCGUCAUCCCGACGCUGCUGAUCUGGUCGCUGAACCGCUUCUCGGUCGACGCCGAGAGCAGCGGCUGGGUGGCGCGCACAUUUUCGCAGAUUACGUCGACACACCAUAAGACCUGGAAGCAGUGGUUCUUUGGCCAAGAUGGCUUUAUCGAGACGGUGGCACUGGGCGCAUGGGACAACACCUUGAGCUACUCGAGCCCUGUCUUCCAGCUGCUCGAGGGCUUCUGCAGCCUGUUGGUCAUCCAGGCCGCCGGCCAAAUCACAAGAUGGCUUGUCAACCGCGGGCGGAGUGACACAUGGGUGAUCUUUACCGACUACCAACCGUCGGCUGAGGCUGCGGCCGCGGCCGAGCAGGCAGCCGCAGCGCAGCCUGACUUUCCCCCGUUACCCCCCAUUAUCAUGGCUUCGUACUCGACUCUGAUGCACAUGUUGGGCAACCUACCCACGGCCGUGAGCUCGUCAUUCCAGUUUCUCUACGCCGCGUUCCAGACCAUCACUCCCAGUGUCAUCAUCUCGUUGACGUAUCGCAUCAUCGUUUUUUAUUGCGCCACGCGGAUCAUUCCGGCCGUCAGGGAACUGGGCGCAACCGCGAUCAUGGAGGAACCGACGCUGGAGGAUACUGAGGGAGCGAAUCGUCUAAUUGGGUUCCUCAGCUGGUUUUCACCGUCUAUGCUCAUUGCCGUCUACACUAGCCUGCUUCUUCAGCAUUUUAGCGUCUCCAGUGGAGACGAUGCCGGGUGGACACUGCGGGCGGGCGAUGCCGGCGGCAGCACGUGGCGAUGGGUCAACAUUGCCGCAACCAUGGGGUUCGGCGUCAAGCUGGGCGCCCGAAUAUGUCUCGCAUAUGAAGCGAUAACUACACCGCACUAUGACUGGUUGAAGCCACUGGUGGAGAUGGCAAGAGAGCACAAAGCUAAAGGAUGGCGGGAAUAUUGGGGGAAUGAUACCCAGAGCUACACCGGCACUCAGUCGGGGCAGCCAUUUUGGAAGGAGGAGGAACGGAGGAACGAGGACAGGAGGCUGGUGGAGGAAUAA
This is a messenger RNA of Chaetomium globosum CBS 148.51, 1254 nucleotides long. RefSeq lists its product as uncharacterized. Gene Ontology annotation, biological process: septin ring assembly; endoplasmic reticulum inheritance. The transcript is spliced from 3 exons. Gene Ontology annotation, cellular component: perinuclear endoplasmic reticulum; cortical endoplasmic reticulum; endoplasmic reticulum membrane. The record is from RefSeq and is a predicted model, not a curated record. Bases 1 to 1254 code for a protein of 417 amino acids. NCBI's taxonomy places the organism in Eukaryota, Fungi, Ascomycota, Sordariomycetes, Sordariales, Chaetomiaceae.